AUGGCUCAACCCGGUGCGCGACCGCCGAAGCCCAGCGAGAGCGAGACUCGGCACAAACAGAAAGUGCGCAAAGUCAAGACAGGCUGCCGGACCUGCAAGAUACGAAGAGUGAAAUGUGACGAGGCUCGACCAUCAUGCCACCGCUGUCUCUCGACCGGUCGCGUGUGCGAUGGCUACGGCAUCUGGGGUGGCGGCGGUGGCGGCGGCGGAGGUCCCUCGAGCCCGCGCCCUUCAUGCGACACAGGCACAGCUACAGCUGUAUCAACGGUGGUGCAAAAUCAGUAUCCAUCGCAGAAACACAGAGAGCCCAUCUUGCUACAUCUGGACAGUAUCGCGCUGAGACUACUUCCCCUGCACGUCAUUUCGGCGGACGAGCACAUGUGCAUGGAAUGGUUUCUCCACAGGACGCUGGGCAAACUUCCCGGCAUGUUCAACUCGGCCUUUUGGAAGACCCUGUUGCCGCAAGCCAGUCUCUCGGAGCCGGCGGUGCUCCAUGCCGUUCUCUCUCUAGGUUCGGUUCAUAGGAGAAAAGCGCUUGAUGUCGGGUCGGCUGUGGAUGACAAUGACACGACCGAGUCGUUUACUCUGCAACAGUAUAUCCGUGCGACAAGUGACCUCCGACGGCGGAUGGAGCAUAGGAGCGGGCAUUCCACCAAGGUGGCACUCAUUGCAUGUGCCAUCUUUGUCCAUCUUGAGUAUAUGCGAGGCUGUCAUCAGACCGCGCUGACUCACCUCCGGCAUGGCCUGGUCCUACUCGAGGAGAUGUUGGAUACCAACGGUCGGACAGAAGAAGGCAACCGUGACGUCGUGGAUAGAUGGAUGAUGCACGCCUUCACCAGUCUGUUCGUCCAGGCCAAACUGUUCGGGCAAGACAUCUGUCAACCUCGUCUCCUUUCCCGUAUCGGCAGCCAUAUUGAGCCUGUGGGCGAGACCGAGACAUUCCGGUCCCUCAACCAUGCCAGACAAAGCCUCGAACACCUCUUUCUCCGAAUCUUUGACCUAAAGAGUCAAGUUCGACACACACAAUGUUUCGAAUCGUCUUCAAUGCCCCUAACCGACACCGGUGCAACCUUGCAGCUCGAGCUUGACAGCUGGUUGCGAGCUUAUGAAAAAGCCCCUGGGAGCCCCGGAAUGGAAAUCCCCGAUCACCAUGCAGUUUCCUCGUCGGCAGUUGAAAGAUUUGCCUGGAGGCUUCUACGAGUAUACCACACCCUGGCUUGCGUGAUACUUAGCGGAUGUCUCUCGUUUGCAACGCCUGCCACCGCCACCGCCACCGCCACUACCCCCAGCCCCGACCCAUCGGCUUCAAGUUCAUCCCAACCAUCCACCAACUCGACUUCUUUCUCUGCUGGGUUUUCCCACUCAACAGAAUCAUCGGCUUUCUCCAUGAGCCCCCCUGGAGAGGACACAAGCAGUCCGCCAUGUCCGACCCGUGACUCUAAUUCCGCAACCAACCCAUCAUCCUACUCGUACCAUCCCGAUGACACGACGACGACGACGACACCCUUUUUCCGAUCCAUCCUCUCGCAAUGCGAGGUUCUUUUCAAACUGGCCUUAGGGCCCUCGAUCCAGUCGGCUCGUCCUGAUCGCCCCGCGGCAGACCACGACCAUUCGAACGCAAUAGCCGACAUCGGCUGGAUUCCGCUUCUCUACCACACCGCAAUUCACAGUCCCGAGCCCCGCAUCAGGUGCGAGGCGAUUAGAAUGUUGCUGUUGGUGCCGCACCGAGAGGGCAUCUGGGAUUCCUUGCUGGCUGGCGCUGCGGCCAAAAAGAUCCUUGAUCUGGAGGAGGCCGUAGCCGUAGCCACGACUGCGACUGGUACUGGUACUGGUCAACUAUGUGCUCCAAGGCCGGACUGUUGCCGUCCUCGAUGUGAAAUUGCAAGGGAGGCCGCCGACUUAGAGUUCCACCAUGAUCUUCCUGUGGAUGUGGAUCUGGACCUGGACCUGUGCCCCCAACCCACAGCACUGAGACACGUGCAGGUUGAAUUGCCAGAGGGUCCUGACGGGACGUUGGUGUUGCAUUACAGCAUGCGCAGCCACCAUGACAGAAACGGAACCAGGAUCUGGAUUAAAGGCCGAAGUAGCUAUCAUCUGCAAUCGGGUGGUUGGACCGAUGAUGAUGAAUGA
Capronia epimyces CBS 606.96 is the source of this 2130-nucleotide messenger RNA. RefSeq lists its product as uncharacterized. The record is from RefSeq and is a predicted model, not a curated record. Bases 1 to 2130 code for a protein of 709 amino acids. Gene Ontology annotation, biological process: regulation of DNA-templated transcription. The transcript is spliced from 2 exons. NCBI's taxonomy places the organism in Eukaryota, Fungi, Ascomycota, Eurotiomycetes, Chaetothyriales, Herpotrichiellaceae. Gene Ontology annotation, molecular function: zinc ion binding; DNA-binding transcription factor activity, RNA polymerase II-specific.